Molecule: messenger RNA, 804 nt
Organism: Solanum verrucosum
Lineage: Eukaryota; Viridiplantae; Streptophyta; Magnoliopsida; Solanales; Solanaceae
Exons: 2
Coding region: 1-804 (267 amino acids)
Source: RefSeq, a predicted model, not a curated record
AUGAAUCAGUUUCUAAGAGCUGCUUUUGUUGAUGCCUUAGAUAAUCCUAUUCGUGACGAUACCUUAAAUCACUUCAGCCAUUGUCAUCUGGUGCAGCAUUGUCACUUGAGUGGAAUCAAGUGCAACUUUUGCAAUGUCACAAUCUACGCUCAAGUAAUUUCCCUAGACUAUGACCACACUCUUGUUCUAAAGCCCUUUCAGUUGGCCAAUGACGAUGAGGAGUUUCAUUGUGCGGCUUGUGGCGUUGAUGAUUCUGAACUUUAUCUGUUUCAAUCAUACUAUUGCUGCAAUUCGUGUACUUUCAAUCUUCAUGUUGAAUGUGCUUCUAUACCAACAACUUUGAACCUGAAAGUGAAAUACCCUCUUCAUUUGUUCUUUUCAUUACCAAUGAACCGUGAGGCUGCUUCACUCUCUUGCUCAAUUUGUACUAAAGUUGUUCCCACUUUGGGUUGUUGGGUAUUUUACAACCAUGAUCAUGUUUACCUUUGUCACUUCGACUGCGCUGCAAUUGUAGAAUUCUCAAUGGAAACUAAUUCAUUGGGACAACUUCAGAACCGGCUACAAACUCUGGCUAUUACAAGUCAUCCUCUAGCUCGUGCAAAUCAGCCGAGUGGGAGAGUCAUGCAUUUCACUCACCACCAUUCUCUCAAGGAAUAUGGUUCAUCCAAUUCUGAGAUGCAGCUUGUGCAACUUUUCUUUCAGGAAGGGGUACAUUUGUGUUGGUUGCAAUUACUUUAUCGACAAUAUUUGCUUCUCACUUUAUUAGAUAUUUUCUAUAAGUCUAUUAUCGGUCAGGGGAGUUAG